Molecule: messenger RNA, 1773 nt
Organism: Humulus lupulus (European hop)
Lineage: Eukaryota; Viridiplantae; Streptophyta; Magnoliopsida; Rosales; Cannabaceae
Exons: 2
Coding region: 1-1773 (590 amino acids)
Source: RefSeq, a predicted model, not a curated record
AUGAACCAGCAAGAAGACCUUGAACUUGCUCCUAUUGACCACGAGAUCGAACGGACUUUCAGAAAAAGGAGGAAAGAUCAAAAGGCUAAAAGCCGAGGCAUUAUGGCUGAACGCGUUGAUGAUGAUGGGGAUGGCCAGCAAGUUACUAAUCCCAUUGUUUUGGCGGAUGACAGAGCCAGAGCAAUACGGGAAUACGCUGCCCCCAUGUUCAAUGAGCUAAAUCCAGGCAUUGUGAGGCCAGAAAUACAAGCAGCUCAAUUCGAGCUCAAGCCGGUCAUGUUUCAAAUGCUCCAAACCGUGGGGCAGUUCAGCGGGAUUCCAACGGAGGAUCCUCACCUUCACCUUCGUUCAUUCUUGGAGCAGCUGGAAGAUGAGUCCACUAGUGACGCGUGGGAAAGAUUCAAAGAGCUUUUAAGAAAAUGUCCACACCACGGUAUCCCACACUGUAUACAGAUGGAGACCUUCUAUAAUGGCCUCAAUGCAGCUUCUAGAAUGGUAUUGGACGCUUCAGCCAAUGGAGCCAUUCUUUCCAAGUCUUACAACGAAGCAUUUGAGAUUUUGGAAAGGAUCGCAAGUAAUAACUAUCAAUGGUCAAACACUAGAGCUCCUACAAGUAGGAAGGUGGCGAGAGUUCUUGAAGUAGAUGCAUUAACGGCUCUAACAGCUCAAAUGGCCUCAAUGACCAACAUCUUGAAGAAUAUGAGUUUGGGAGGAAGUAUUCAGCCAGCUGCUGCCAUUCAAAGAGCAGAAGUGUCAUGCAUGUAUUGUGGGGACGGGCAUACUUUUGAGAAUUGCCCUUCAAAUCCAGCCUCAGUUUGUUAUGUGGGAAAUCAGAAUUUCAACCGCAACAACAACCCAUAUUCGAACACUUACAAUCCAGCAUGGAAGAAUCAUCCUAAUCUGUCAUGGGGGGGUCAAGGAGCAAGUUCAAGCACAGCACCAGCACAAGGAAGACAAGCAUAUCCACCAGGUUUUUCACAGCAGCCAAGACCUUCACAACAUGUUCAAAACUCCCAGCCGAACUCUUUGGAGAAUCUAAUGAGGGAGUAUAUGGCUAAGAAUGAUGCAGUAAUACAGAGCCAAGAAGCUUCUCUUCGUAAUCUUGAGAUGCAGCUCGACCAGCUAGCCAAUGAAAUGAAAACUAGGCCGCAAGGAUCUUUGCCUAGUGAUACGGAAAAUCCAAGGAGAGAUGGGAAAGAACACUGUAAAGCUAUUCAGCUGCGGAAUGGUAAAAAUCUGGGAAAUUCUGAGGAGAUACAGGGUAGUGGAGAGCCCACUUCAAUCCAAAGUGAAGGAGAAACAAGUAACAAAACUGCCCAGGAAAUUACUGAAACUAGCCCAGUUGCUACAGCAAAGGGUCAGCAAACUGCUCCAGUAAAUUCUGGUCCUAAACCGCCCCUUCCAUUUCCGCAACGAUUUCGCAAACAACAACAGGAUGGUCAGUUCAGAAAGUUUUUGGAUGUACUGAAACAGCUGCAUAUUAAUAUUCCCUUGGUCGAAGCAUUGGAGCAAAUGCCGAAUUAUGUUAAGUUUUUAAAAGAUAUUUUAACAAAGAAAAGGCGAUUGGGGGAGUUUGAGACUGUAGCUCUCACAGAAGGUUGCAGUGCGAUGUUGAAAAGCAAAAUACCUCCUAAGUUAAAAGAUCCUGCCAGUUUCACGAUUCCGUGCUCAAUUGGGGGUAGAGAUGUGGGAAGAACAUUAUGCGACUUAGGCGCUAGUAUCAACCUUAUGCCUAUGUCAAUUUUCAAGAAGCUGGGCAUUGGUGAAGCAUGA